Messenger RNA from Ciona intestinalis (vase tunicate), 1104 nucleotides. Its product is annotated as P2X purinoceptor 7-like. Lineage: Eukaryota; Metazoa; Chordata; Ascidiacea; Phlebobranchia; Cionidae. The record is from RefSeq and is a predicted model, not a curated record.
GAUGCGUAAUGGAGGGCGAUGACAGUUUUGAAGGCUUAUCGGAUUUAAGCAGUUCUCUCGAUCUCGUUUGCGAGAUCACUGAAUCUGACUCCGAUGAUUCUGAAGUAUCUGGUUCUAUUAAACCUUACCGAUACGAGCCUGAAUCGAACGAGCAGACGGAAGAAAGUGUAAUGUCCCCCGAAGCAACACUAACUGUGGACAGACGUCAGAAUACCAAUUGGUGUCAGUGCGGUCUAUGCGAGUGCAUGGCUGCAGCGCAGGAAAGUGUUUGCUGUCGAGAGCAGGAACAGGUUUCCCAGAAGAUGCCCGACACUGCCAACUGCAUCACAGAACAUAAAAACUUCGACCCAGUUUGUCUCAAUGAAGAUGUGUUGGAAGUGGCCUACUCGACAUACCAACAGCAUUCCAACUUAAAUGAUGGGAAUAACUGGAAAAGAUACACAGCAUACAGACAGUUUAUUCGGUGGUGCUAUGGUUAUCUAGGAAUGAAAGUCAGAGUUCCAAUUCCUGCCUGUGUUGUAAACAAAAUCCGCCACUCUUUUCCGUUACAGGAAGGGCAAGAGUAUGUUAGCUUCAGAUUUGCUGACUAAAAUCUUGCAGUUGUGUGUUUUUUUUGUAAACACAAUGAUUUUUAUUUAAACAAACAAAAUAAAACUUAUAAAAACUUGCCAGAUCAUAUUUAUAAUCGCCUGAAACAUAGUGUUCAAUAGAGAGAGUUUGACAUGAAACGUGACACAUGAUUUUUAAUAGCACUAUCUCGGUCUGGCUUUUCACAUGAAGAGCUUAGAGGCAGCCUUGUCGUUUCAUCGGUCAGUGUCUCUUCAACUUCAAGAUUGUUAUCUCUCUGGCAAAUAGACUUAACGAUCUGCAACAAAUCGCCAACAUAUUCUGCAGGAAAACGUUCAAUUAAUGCCCUAAACUAGAACUAUAGAUGAAAUAAGCAGUAUGUUUGUAUAAUUCCAAUAAAGUUCCUACCAUAGGUUGCUUCCUGUAUGACUUUUCUGACGAUGUAACCACCCUUCUUAUACUUGGGAUAGUGAAUCCCAUAUACUGGUACACCAUCCUUUGUGACAGACUGUGCCCGGUGAGCAUUCUCAUUAAAGU